Messenger RNA from Bombina bombina (fire-bellied toad), 3982 nucleotides. It is a transcript of the gene DLK2, whose product is annotated as delta like non-canonical Notch ligand 2. Gene Ontology annotation, cellular component: protein-containing complex; plasma membrane. The transcript is spliced from 7 exons. Bases 2447 to 3601 code for a protein of 384 amino acids. The record is from RefSeq and is a predicted model, not a curated record. Gene Ontology annotation, molecular function: calcium ion binding. Gene Ontology annotation, biological process: heterophilic cell-cell adhesion; establishment or maintenance of epithelial cell apical/basal polarity. NCBI's taxonomy places the organism in Eukaryota, Metazoa, Chordata, Amphibia, Anura, Bombinatoridae.
CUCACCACACUCACAGCCUCUACAAGAAAACCUCCUCACCACACUCACAGCCUCUACAAGAAAACCUCCUCGCCACACUCACAGCCUCUACAAGAAAACCUCCUCACCACACUCACAGCCUCUACAAGAAAACCUCCUUACCACACUCACAGCCUCUACAAGAAAACCUCCUCACCACACUCACAGCCUCUACAAGAUAACCUUCUCACCACACUCACAGCCUCUACAAGAUAACCUCUUCACCACACUCACAGCCUCUACAAGAUAACCUUCUCACCACACUCACAGCAUCUACAAGAUAACCUCUUCACCACACUCACAGCCUCUACAAGAUAGCCUCCUCACCACACUCGCAGCCUCUACAAGAUAACCUCCUCACCACACUUGCAGCCUCUAUAACAUAACCUCCUCACCACACUCACAGCCUCUACAAGAUAACCUCCUCACCACACUCACAGCCUCUACAAGAUAACCUCCUCACCACACUCACAGUCUCUACAAGAUAACCUCCUCACCACACUCACAGCCUCUACAAGAAAACCUCCUCACCACACUCACAGCCUCUACAAGAUAACCUUCUCACCACACUCACAGCCUCUACAAGAUAACCUCUUCACCACACUCACAGCCUCUACAAGAUAACCUUCUCACCACACUCACAGCCUCUACAAGAUAACCUCUUCACCACACUCACAGCCUCUACAAGAUAGCCUCCUCACCACACUCGCAGCCUCUACAAGAUAACCUCCUCAUCACACUUGCAGCCUCUAUAACAUAACCUCCUCACCACACUCACAGCCUCUACAAGAUAACCUCCUCACCACACUCACAGCCUCUACAAGAUAACCUCCUCACCACACUCACAGUCUCUACAAGAUAACCUCCUCACCACACUCACAGCCUCUACAAGAUAACCUCCUCACCACACUCACAGCCUCUACAAGAUAACCUCUUCACCACACUAACAGCCUCUACAAGAUAACCUCUUCACCACACUCACAGCCUCUACAAGAUAACCUCACCACACUCACAGCCUCUACAAGAUAACCUCUUCACCACACUAACAGCCUCUACAAGAUAAACUCUUCACCACACUCACAGCCUCUACAAGAUAACCUCCUCACCACACUCACAGCCUCUACAAGAUAACCUUCUCACCACACUCACAGCCUCUACAAGAUAACCUUCUCACCACACUCGCAGCCUCUACAAGAUAACCUCCUCACCACACUCACAGCCUCUACAAGAUAACCUCCUCACCACACUCACAGCCUCUACAAGAUAACCUCCUCACCACACUGACAACCUCUAUAACGUAACCUCCCCACCACACUCACAUCCUCUACAAGAUAACCUCCUCACCACACUCACUUCCUCUACAAGAUAACCUCCUCACCACACUCACAUCCUCUACAAGAUAACCUCCUCACCACACUGACAACCUCUAUAACGUAACCUCCCCACCACACUCACAUCCUCUACAAGAUAACCUCCUCACCACACUCACUUCCUCUACAAGAUAACCUCCUCACCACACUCACAGCCUCUACAAGAUAACCUCCUCACCACACUGACAACCUCUAUAACAUAACCUCCUCACCACACUCACAUCCUCUACAAGAUAACCUCCUCACCACACUCACAACCUCUAUAACAUAACCUCCUCACCACACUCACAGCCUCUACAAGAUAACCUCCUCACCACACUCACAUCCUCUACAAGAUAACCUCCUCACCACACUCACAACCUCUAUAACAUAACCUCCUCACCACACUCACAGCCUCUACAAGAUAACCUCCUCACCACACUCACAGCCUCUACAACAAUAUCGCCCAUACUAAACAACAUAGCACACUGACAGUUCAGUUCUAGGCUUCUCUAGUUGUUUUUAUUAUAAUUAAAGGGCAGGUGAGUUUGCAUUAAUCAGGCCCUACAUAAGCUCCAGGACCUUGUGCAAGACAAGUGAGGGAAAAACAAAAAAGUUGGCCUUUUAAAAAUGCAUUUAUAUUGCAAAGUAAAUGACUUUUGUAUUAGCGAUUGUUAAAGGGACAUGAAACCCACAUAUUUUUCAUUCAUGAUUCACACAGAGAAUAUAAUUUUAAAUAACUUUCCAUUUUACUUCUAGUAUCUAAUUUGAUUCAUUCUCUGUUCAUCCUUAGUGGAAGAAGAAGCAAUGCACUACUGACUGGAAGCUAGCUGAAAGCCAAUGACAAGAGGCAUAUGUAUAAAGGGACCAAUCAGCAGCUCCAGAGUCUACCUAGGGGUCUCCUCCUUCCUCACCUGCUGCUCACAUUGGGAUGUGUAGGUCCUGGAACUCCCCCCUGAGCACACACCGAUCACCUUAUGCGCGUUAUGGAAACUGAUAUCCAGCUCUCUGUUCUUCAGCACCAUUAACCAACACCAACCUGACUGCACUGACUUUCUGUAGACUCUGCAGUGCUGAACAUGCCCUGCUGGCUCCAACUCCUACUUCCUGCCUUGUGUUGGGUCCUGUUCAUGCAUCAGAUUUCUGCUCAAGCUGGUGAGUGCAGUGAGCACUGUGACUUGUAUCACGGACACUGUGACAAGGACGGGAUUUGCAGGUGUGACCCUGGCUGGGAGGGGCAGCAUUGUGAGCAGUGCGUUAGGAUGCCAGGCUGCGUCCAUGGCUCGUGCCAUCAGCCCUGGCAGUGCAUGUGUCAAAUUGGCUGGGCUGGCAAGUUCUGUGACAAAGACCUACACAUCUGUGAGCAGUCAGACCCCUGCAAGAAUGAAGGCCUGUGUAUGAGCGAAGCAGAGGGGGAAUACUCGUGUAUCUGCCCAGAAGGCUUCCAUGGGAAGAACUGUGAACUGAAGAGAGGCCCAUGUGAAAGGACAGGGUUUCCAUGUCUGAAUGGUGGCAGGUGUCAUGAUGACAGUGGCUAUGCAGAUACAUUUACAUGUCGAUGCCUGGCUGGGUAUGUUGGUCAGCUAUGCGAGACCAAUGUGGAUGACUGCCUGAUGCGGCCAUGCGCCAAUGGAGCCACCUGCCACGAUGGGGUGAACCGAUUCUCCUGCCAGUGUCCAUAUGGCUUCCAGGGACGCUUCUGCACUGUGAAUAUUGAUGAUUGUGCAAGUGAGCCAUGCCAGAAUGGAGGGCUGUGCUAUGACCGUGUAGGGGACUUUGAAUGUUACUGCCCAAAGGGUUUUACUGGGAAGUUCUGUGAAAUGCCUGAGGUGGAGCCCACAGGGAAAUACAUCCAGGAUACAUCACCCAGUCUCCAGAUCAUCACUCAACCUUACCCAAGGCUUGGUCAGACUCAGCCAUUAAGGACUGCAGGCCCCAACAGAUGGAGCCCAGAACCCAGUGAGAAGUCUGGUACUGGCCACUUAAAAAUUUCAGUAAAAGAGGUUUUAAAACAGGGGGAGUCAGGGCUGAGCAACAAGCAGUUUUGCAUUGUGGUGGUAUUUGGGACAUUGACUGGCAUCAUAAUCCUGUUGACUUUAACAGUUUGCGUGUGGUGUAAGAACAGAGGUGCCAGGCAUUCACAUUGGUGCAGUUACUCUUCAUCAUGCACAAAAAAACAUUAUCCAGAAGGUCACAGCUCUUUGCCAGAUCCCCGGAAAACCACUGAAUUGUGAGGUCCUUUUGGGAGCACAGCUUGUGGUACAGAGAAAUCUGACACACCAUGUGUUUGCCUUCUGCACCAGCCUUAUAUGUAAAUACUACCAGGGGCACUGCCCCAGCUAAGAUGAGCAUUCAGAACUUCCUGCAAUAACAGAACACGGCACUCAGGCAGCAGGUUAUCCUGUUCCCAGUAUAGAGGAUGAUCAGAGAAACUAGCAUCCGGGCACUGAUGAUGUUCACAAUAAUGCAGAGACAGCUCCAAUUAUCCUCAGAACAAACACGAUUAUAGCAACAGGCCAAUCGCUACUGUACUUAUCUGGAGAGCAUGUUAAUUGGUUGGGCACAGCCACACUGAUUUUCUUAUUUGAAAAAUAAAGACAAAAUGUGUCAAUAAA